Messenger RNA from Pseudogymnoascus destructans, 1188 nucleotides. RefSeq lists its product as uncharacterized. The transcript has 2 exons. The coding region runs from base 430 to 1188 and encodes 252 amino acids. Lineage: Eukaryota; Fungi; Ascomycota; Leotiomycetes; Thelebolales; Thelebolaceae. The record is from RefSeq and is a predicted model, not a curated record.
AAUCGAUGCGACGACGCAUCCGCCCAAGCCGCCAUGACCACAUCUAGCUAGACGCGGAGAAACUCAAUCGAUGUGACAACGCAUCCGCCCAAGCCACGACCACAUCUGGCUAGACGCGGAGAAACUCAAUCGAUGUGACGACGCAAAUAGACGCGAGAUAUUCCCGACGGCUUCAAGCCACCAGGCGGUCGGUGGAAAAGGAAAUCCGACUAUGAGCUUCGGCGUCGUGGCGCGGCAGGUUGGUAUGGAGGGUAAGUUGUAUAAAGAAAGGUGGGUGAGCCAUGAGAUGCUGUCUUUUCCACACCAUCAUCAUCAUCAACCAGUUCUCAUUAUCUCACAUCACGAUCUUCAUUCAGAGCCUCACUUCUCGCAUCACUAUCUCCAGAAUCAUUUCAAUUUCUUCCACUUUCCCAAACCACAAACUACAUCAUGACUUCGUCUUCGAUGCCUAAGCUCACAACCCUGAUCCUUGGCUCUACCGGUGGUUGCGCACUCGCCUUCCUCGUCCGCGCCUUGAACGCCGGCUACGACUGCAAUGCUCUGGUCCGCACCCCCUCCAAACUCAUGGCCCUCCUAGACUCCAAAGGCGUCUCCUUCUCCACCAUCGACCGCCACCUCACCGUCCACACGGGCAACUCCAGAGACGCCGCCGCCAUCGGCCCUGCCCUCCUCAUCCGCAAUCGCCCCGUCGACCUGAUCCUCUCCGCCGUCGGCGGCGCCCCAAAAUUCAGUCGCUUCAUGGUUCCAUCCAUCGACGACCCACUCGUCUGCUCCACCAGCAUGGAGGCCCUCCUCUCCGCCGUGCGCACUAUGAGGGCGCCCACGAAGCCGAUCGUUGUUGCUAUCUCAGCGACGGGAAUUAGCAAUUUCGGGCGCGACAUCCCGCUGGCGAUGGUGCCGUUGUAUCAUUGGUUGUUGGCGGUGCCGCAUGCGGAUAAGAAGGCCAUGGAGGUUGCACUGUCCGAUGAUGUGAGCUCGGCAUCGCCCGCUGUCGGUGCGUUUAUCGGGGUCAGGCCUAGCUUGUUGACGGAUGGUACUACGAAGGGGGUGGCGGGGGUGAAGGUUGGGAUUGAGAGUGCGGAGGGGUUUGAGAGUUUGGCGGUUGGGUAUACGGUGUCGAGAGAGGAUGUGGGGAAUUGGAUUUUUGAGGAGGUGUUGAAGGGGCAGAAGGGGGUGAAGGGGGGAUAG